CGGUAGUUGCUUCUCCGAUCGCCUGGCCUGCGGACGUCCCCCGCACGGAGUACGGCCAUCCUACCGCCAGGGCGCUCCCCGCACCACCUCCGCGAUGACGAGGGUCCUGGCCGCGUCGGCGCUGGUCGUCGCCGCCGGCCUCGCGGUUCUCGCGGUCCUCGCGCACGCCGCCAAGGACGGCGACGCCUGCUACCACCGCCGGCUCAAGGCGUCCGGGACAUGCCGGCCGCUGUCGGCGUGCCCCGCGGCCGCGGGCGCCUCGGAGCAGCCGCGCCAGCAGUGCCCCUUCCGCAAGGGCGACCCGGCCACCGUCUGCUGCCCCGAGGCCGCCGCCGAGCCCGCCGCGGCCGCGCCGCACAAGGAGGGCGACAGGGACUCGGCGCAGCCCUGCCACCGGCUCCUGGAGCGCCCCGAGGACCCCGCGCCGCCCAGUGGAGGCCCCCCGGGGACCGUCGCCAGAGCGAGUGAGUGCUGCCCAGUGUGUCAGAAGUACGCCCGCCUGACGUGCGAGCGGAAGCGCGUCGCGUUCCCCUUCGACGAGCUCACCGUGGUGGACUACUGCGAGUCGCACAACAGGACGGACCAGCUCAUCGUGGGCGGGCGGGCGGCGCGCGCUAAGGAGUACCCGCACAUGGCGCUGCUGGGCUACGGCGACAAGAAUGACAUCCAGUACCUGUGCGGCGGCACGCUCAUCUCCCCCAACUUCGUCCUCACGGCCGCGCACUGCCUCAGCAACUCCAACAGGGAGGAGGUUCGCUGGGUGCUGCUGGGCACGCGGGGCCGCUCGGAGCGCGCCGGCCAGGACCGGCCGCAGCUGCUGGCCGUGGCGCAGCGGCUCCGCCACCCGCAGUACGACCCGCCCGUCAAGUACCACGACGUGGCGCUGCUCCGCCUCGCGCAGGACGCGCGCUUCGACGAGGGCUUCGUGCGGCCGGCGUGCCUGGGCGCGGAGCCGCGCGUCGAGCAGCGGCACCGCACGGCCACGGCCACCGGCUGGGGCAACACGGACUGGGACGGGGAGGCCAGCGCCCUGCUCAUGACCGUCACCCUCAACCUCACGUCGCUGGAGGACUGCCGGAGCGCGUACGGCAGCGACAACCGGGGCAUUCCCAACGGCAUCCUCGACAGCCACCUGUGCGCGGGGUCGCCCGGCAAGGACUCGUGCGAGGGGGACUCGGGCGGACCGCUGCAGCUCUUCCCCACGGACCCAUACUGCAUGUUCCACGUGGUCGGGGUCGUGUCCUUCGGCCAGUUCUGCGGCUUCAACACGCCGGGGGUGUACGCCCGGGUGUCGCACUACCUGCCCUGGAUAGAGGGCGCCGUCUGGCCAUCCAGCACCAAGGCGCCGACCAGGAGGCCCGGACCCGAGAUAACGUACAGGACGUGAGAUCCUGGGAGGUCCUGGGGGUCCGAGCCGGUAGGCGACUCAUCCAUACGCGCUCGUACGCGUGCCGACGUCUGCAGGCGAACCAAACAGGAUCAGCAAAAGUGUUUCUGUUUUCUUUUAUUUAUUUAUAUUUUACUUUAGAAAAUAUUUAGAGCAAAUGACCAUGUAAAUGUGUAUUUUUUUAAAAUAAAUAAUAGGAAAAAUA
Frankliniella occidentalis (western flower thrips) is the source of this 1592-nucleotide messenger RNA. Its product is annotated as serine protease snake-like. Gene Ontology annotation, molecular function: serine-type endopeptidase activity. The record is from RefSeq and is a predicted model, not a curated record. Bases 95 to 1387 code for a protein of 430 amino acids. NCBI's taxonomy places the organism in Eukaryota, Metazoa, Arthropoda, Insecta, Thysanoptera, Thripidae. The transcript is spliced from 6 exons. Gene Ontology annotation, biological process: proteolysis.